This is a messenger RNA of Epinephelus moara (kelp grouper), 6173 nucleotides long. It is a transcript of the gene ero1b, whose product is annotated as endoplasmic reticulum oxidoreductase 1 beta. The transcript is spliced from 16 exons. Gene Ontology annotation, biological process: protein folding in endoplasmic reticulum. Gene Ontology annotation, molecular function: thiol oxidase activity; FAD binding; protein-disulfide reductase activity. Bases 315 to 1781 code for a protein of 488 amino acids. The record is from RefSeq and is a predicted model, not a curated record. Gene Ontology annotation, cellular component: endoplasmic reticulum membrane; endoplasmic reticulum. NCBI's taxonomy places the organism in Eukaryota, Metazoa, Chordata, Actinopteri, Perciformes, Serranidae.
UUUUGUAAACUUGAUAGUGAGGUGGGGGGGCAGCUGGUUCACAGAAACUUCUCCAGUUGUGUUUCAUGUUAAAUCAGUGACCCCGGCUCUGUGAGGGCAGUUAUCGGUCUAAGUAUCCGGGUGAGGGUCGUCGGGCACCGGGCUCCUCUGAUUCGUACAGCCGCUGUUAGCCUGCGGAUGCUAACUUCAGCUAGCCUGAAGCUACCGUCGCUCCGAAGUCGCCACACAGCAGCAGGACGAGCCGAGCUCCCUCAAGUCCUGCCGACUCCUGCUCAAUUUUACCCCCCACCGGCGGACCGCCAGCACAGGGAGUGAUGUGGAAAGUAACUUUACAGGCGCUGGGUGUUCUGCUGUCGGCCUGGUUCUUCGGGAACUUUGUUUUGGGUUGGUUUCAACAAAACAACGUCAAACCCCAAACGCAGCACAGCGAGCAUCCGAGCAGAGCCUCAGACAGCCAGGAUCAGAGCUGCUUCUGCCAUCUGACAGGAGUCCUGGACGACUGCUUCUGUGACGUGGAAAGCAUCGACGUCUUCAACAACUUCAAGAUUUACCCUCGAAUCAAGAAGCUGACGGAGAAAGACUACUUCAGAUACUACAGAGUGAACCUGAAGCGACCGUGUCCCUUCUGGCCCGACGACGGACAUUGUGCCAUCAAAGACUGCCAUGUGGAGCCCUGUCCAGAGAGUAAGAUCCCAGUGGGCAUCAAGUCUGGGAACUACAACAAGUAUUCCCAGGCAGCAAAUACGAUGUCGGACAUGACGGAGUGUGAACAGGCCAAAGAGCUGGGCGCCAUCAACAGCACCCUGAGUAACCAGAGUAAAGAGGCGUUCGCUGACUGGGCGAGACACGACGAUGCUCAGGACCACUUCUGUGAGCUGGAUGAUGAAACCUCUCCUGAUGCAGAGUACGUUGAUCUGCUGCUAAAUCCGGAGCGAUUCACUGGAUACAAGGGUCCCUCAGCCUGGAGAGUCUGGAACAGCAUCUACGAGGAAAACUGCUUCAAGCCCAGAUCAGUGUACCGACCUCUGAACCCUCUGGCUCCGAGCAGAGGAGACGACGACGGAGAGGGUUUCUACAAGUGGCUCGAAGGUUUGUGUUUGGAGAAGAGAGUUUUCUACCGACUCAUCUCAGGCCUCCACAGCAGCAUCAACAUCCACCUGUGUGCCCAGUACCUGCUCGACGAGGGCUGGGGCCGGUCGGUGUGGGGUCCAAAUGUUCAGGAGUUUCGGCGUCGCUUCGACACAGCGGAGACGAAGGGCGAGGGCACGCGGCGGCUGAAGAACCUCUACUUCCUGUACCUGAUCGAGCUGCGGGCGCUCUACAAGGUGGCUCCGUACUUUGAGCGAGCAUUUGUCAACCUGUACACGGGAAACACGCAGGAGGACGGAGCCACCAAGGACCUGCUGCUGCAGAUCUUCAACGAGAUCAAAGCUUUCCCCAUGCACUUUGAUGAGAAGUCCAUGUUCGCCGGACACAAAAUGGAAGCCAAAACAUUAAAGGAGGAAUUCCGCCUCCAUUUUAAAAACAUCUCCAGGAUCAUGGACUGUGUCGGCUGCAGUAAAUGUCGACUGUGGGGGAAACUACAGACUCAGGGUUUGGGUACAGCUCUGAAGGUCCUCUUCUCUGAGAAGGAGAUCCAGAAUCUUCCUGAACACAGCCCCUCUAAAGGUUUCCAGCUGACUCGCCAGGAGAUCGUGGCCUUACUGAACGGCUUCGGCAGGUUGUCCACCAGUAUACAUCAGCUCCACAGUUUCCGCCUGCUGUUAAAGGACAACAGGUAACAGAAGGUGACGUCUCACCUGGCCAGUAGACGGCACCAGCCUCCAGAGAACUGCAACAGUCUAAUCCUCGCCCAGAAGAAGGCCUUUUUCAUGGACAUCAGGAUCAGCAGUGAACCCAACAACACCUCACAAACACUCUCUCUUCUCCCAUUCAUCACCCUCUUCUCGCCCCUCUGUACCUCCUCCUCCUCCUCCUCCUCCUCCUCCUCCUCCUCCUCCAUCUGGUAGAUCAUGAAUGUUAACUCUUCUGCCUCCUCUUGCCUACGUCAGAAAAGUCUCCAGGUUCUGAAAACUUCACCUGAUGUCUUUUAUUCCUCUCUGCUGUAAAACUCGUCGACCACUCGACAAACCUGUUUGUUUUUUUUCUUCUUCUCUCAUAUUUGAAUUUUUUUUUUUUUGUCGAUGUUUUUUAGCGGUCGGUCGACGUGUAAAAUUGUCAGGUUGUUUGUGACGUCGGGACAAACCUGAAGGAAGUGAUCAGACAUUUGGGAGGAAGUGACGUAACAGACCAAACAGUGACCAGAUGGACUCAUGAUGCAGAUUAGAACUGUGUCCAACAGGAAAUGGCACCUUUAAUUUCUCCCUUUUCCUGACCCGCCCUCUGCUGACAUCAUAUCCUGUUGGAUUUUACACUAAGUCAGACCCGCGCAGCCCUUCUGUAAGGAUGUAGAUAUGCUUUGUCCUGAGGAAGGACUCAAGUGGGACAGUUUGUCCAGAUAAAAGAGCGUCUGAACUGUCAGGACGCAGCUGCCUGUUUCUGUUUGUUUGUUUGUUUGUUUGUUUGUUUGUUUCCUCUCCUCUGUCACUUUCUCCUGUUGUUGUUUUUAGAGAAGUUUGUUGCUCACAGCCUGAGGAUCUGGACCAAUCAGCUCGUGUUUACCAUCUCAGGCCGAAUUUAUGUCAGCACGCUAGAAGGUGUGUGUGUGUGUGUGUGUGUAGUUUCCACAAACCACAUGUUGGAAGUUUAGUCAGUGUUUCAGUCGGCUGUUUGUCGUUGACCUGCGUCACCUCAGACGACACAACGAUGUCAUUUUAUGUGGACGAGGCUGCGCUCUUCUUUAAAUAAAUUCAGUCCAGCUGGACACUUUUACUUUCCCACAGUAACAUUUCGGCGGGCACAUGAACACAGUGACUGACACAACAGCAAUAAAACUAGAGAUAUCACAAGAAUAACCCGAUGACGUUACGUCAUGAAAGACGAUCAGGAAAGAUUGGUCCUGGACCAAGGUGUAGUCCGUCAUGUCUGCCGGCCGAGUCACGGCAAGAUUUAAUGACUCAGCACUCUUAUCUGACAUAGUGACUGUCGGAAUGGAAAAAACUGUCGUGUAGUCUGAACCCGAUGUUUCCCGUCUGGACGAACAAACAGUAACCAGAGUUUUGAUAAAUUCACACCUUAGAAGACGUUUUUAAAAAAGUGCUUUACUUACCGAAAACUCCGCCUGCGUGUGCACGAGAGGCCGAAACAUCGAGGAAAAAAUGAGUUAAAAAGAUAUCUGUGUACGUGUAGACGCAAAAACAUCUGUGGAUAUUUCUGAAAAGAUAAAAUCAGACUCACAUUUAAAAGCUCAGUGAUAUUCGUGAUUGUCUCGUAAAAAAUGAAAGAAGCAGCGCAGGAAGUUGGAACACUUUGGUUGUGUGUAACUCUCAGUGUGUGUGUGUGUGUGUGUGUGUGUGUGUGUGUGUGUGUGGAUCAUCAACAGUUGCAGCUAUAAGAUAACGGACUACAACUUGAUUCCAUAGUAAACCUUGAUACAGUAGCGAAUUUUUGCUUUUUUGCGAUAACGAACUAAUAAAUGUGUUUGUGUGUUUGGAUGAAUGGAUCAUGUCUGUCUGUCUGUCUGUCUGUCUGUCUGUCUAGUUGCUGCCUGAGUAUUCUGCUAAAGUGCCGCCUAGUUUUCUCCGGCAUUUAUUUUUGCUGUGGCCGUGUUGUCUUAAAGCACAACUUUAAUGGAGGCCGAUUCUGUUAGAUUUAUUUAAAGAGGGAAAACUAGGAGUUAUUAAGUUCUCCUCAGAUGAAUUAUCGCUUUAGUAUUUUGUUUCAUGCUGUAAAUGUAGGUUGUAAUGGUGCAGAGAUGAGAUGAGAUUUUUUUAAUGGAGCGCGCUACCAGAUCAGCAGGAGGGAGGAGGCGACUUUAGGAGAGUCUCUGAGAAAAGCAACGUCCAUCAGCACGCUGCAAAAAAAACUCCUCACAGGUUCAGUCUGGUGUUAUUCUGUAUGUUUCUAACCUCAUGUACUGAAGACAUGAAACUCUGAAAACACAAAUCUAUAGUUUUAUCAGUAAUCUCUUCAAACAGCUGUUCACUGAAGUUUUUAUCAAACAGUGACUUUGUUGGGGACUACUACUAUGAUGAUGAUGAUGAUGAUGAUGAUGAUGAAGGAACGACGGAGGAAGAUCAAUCAGGCUGUAGAUACACUCACUGCAGCUGUGACCAGAUACAUUCACUGUUGGUUUGAGUCUGAGCGUGGGAUUUAUGGAAAAUCAAAGAAUAUCACCAGACUUGAACUUUAACGAGGCGUUUAACUUUUAGAGAGUGAACUCUUAAAACGACACAGGACGACAUCACGAAGAGAAAACGACAUGAAGAAGCAGCCGAUUGAAUAAAAUCAACACGCAACGUCAAACAAGCAAAGGAUGUCUUUUAGUGACUGUGCGCCAUGUUCGGGACAGACGGGAAAAGCUGCAGCCACCAAUGUAGAAUGUAUGGAAUCCCAUUUAAGUCAAUAUUAAAUAAAUAAAUAUGGCUAUCUCUUUUGUCAGUGUGGACAUGGUGUUUAAUUUACAGUAAAAGAGGCAAUAAAUAUGUGAAUUACUGUAAAUAUAAAUAUGUAAAUGAGUCAAUAAGAUUCAGUGGAUAAAAAGGUUUUUAUUAAAAAAAAAAAAAUCAGUAAAAAAAUUAACUGAACAAUUGAUUGAUUUAUGAAUUUAUAUUUAUACUAGUUUAUAUAUUUUUUAUUUACUACAUAAUUUAUUUAUUUCAGGAUGUAUUUCAUAGCCAUAUUUAUUAUUUUGUAGGUAUACUUAUUUAUUUAUUUAAUAUUGACUUAAAUGACAUCCAGUGUUAAACAAAAAACUCAUAACCCUUUUAUUGGCUCAGUAAAACACACAAAGUUUAAAUUUCUUAAAAUGUGAAUUUGUAUUUCGAGUAACAAGCUGAGGUUUUCUGCAUUUAGUUCAGUCGUUAAUAAAAAUAUUAUUUAUAUUCAGAAACAGUCUGAAUGUAGUGACGUUCAGAGGAGCUGUAUGUUUGGAUGUUUUCCUCAGCUGUGGUGAACGCAGCUUUAAAGUUGUAUAGACAACGAUGGCGUCUGGUCUGUGAGGAGAUUUAAAAAAAAGAGUCCAGUUUAAAUAUAGUUUGUUUUGCUCAGCUGUAGAAGAACAAAGUGGACCAAAGAAUUUUAAGUUGCCUACAUUUUUUUAAAUGUAUUUUUGUUUGUUUGUGACGCCCAGGAACUUUUACUUUAUCAAUGUUACGAUGAUAUGUUGAAGGGUUUUUGAGGUCACAGUUUAAAUGAAACUGAUGUUUGUGUUUAAAACCUGAAAUGGGAUUAAAAAAAAAUAUUAAAAUUUAACAAAAAAUGAAUAAAUAAAUAAAUUACAAUAUAAAGAGUACGUAAAAUGUAAAAUUCCAGCUUCUGCUUGGCCCGGUCCCACAGGCUUUUUUUGUUUGUUCUUUCUUUGUUUAUGGAUCUGGGGGUAAAAAUGUUAUUGAAAGUAAACGCCUGGAUGGAAGUGGUUUUUAUUCCUGUCAUAUAAUCCAAGAUUUUGUGAAAAUAAGUAAGCGUUUUGGGAUUACCUAAAAAAACAGGUCAAUUUAAAACACAACGAGUCAGAUAGAUUGUUUCUCAAAAUAUAGUAGACAUUCAGUUUGUUAUAAAAUGUAAAUGAUUACGGCUCCUUUUAGCUUCCAUACAUCAUCAGAAUUAAUUUCACUUAUUUUUCUUUGUUUCUGUGUGUGGAUGUGAAACAGAAAUGAUACGAUGCACAAAGUGUGUGUGUGUGUGCGUGCGUGCGUGUGUGCGUGCGUGUGUGCGUGUGUGCGUGCGUGCGUGCGUGUGCGCGCGUGUGCGCAUGCCUUCCUCUGAGCCUUGCAUGCCCUCCAGCAGCCGUACAGUCCGCUCGUCAGCCUUAAAACGAAAUUGUGAUUUUGGAAAAAGACACACACAAAAAGGAAAAAGCGAAGCUGCUUCAGAUCUCCACGCUCUCGUCAUGUUCGGAUCCAAACCUGUACAGUUUUUAAAAAGGCAGCACAGGCUGAAGUUUUCUUUCUUUUGCUUUAAGAUCUUUAUGAACAUAUAUAUAUAUAUAUAUAUAAAUAUAGUUGCACCAUGUUGAUGUGUGUACCUGUUGAGUAUAUUUAUUUGAACAGAGGAAUAAAUAUUUCUGGACAUCA